AUGACGACCCCCGAGUAUCAUGGAUGGCGAAGUAAGAGGAUUAAUGAUAAUAUCCCCGGGCCAAGAGAAGAUUGCGUUCGAUCCAUAGAGGAGCAUUUGCAAAUAGUUCCAUCAGAAUUAGAGAUCAUCAAACAGGACUUUGAAAAACGAAGUUUGGAAUUGGAAAGGAAGAUAGAAAAGCUAGAAGAGGAAAAGAUGCAUUUGGGACUAGAUGUCGAUAUCCACAAGUUGGAAGCUGAAAAGUUGAGGAAAGGGAAGAGCAAGGCUGAAGAGGAUUUAGAUAGUCUAAAAACAGAUUAUAAGAAGCUGCGUUUGUCACUGAGAACUGCGGGUUUAGGUAAAACAUCAGAGCAAUGGCGACAGGAGGUCAAAGAAGAAAAGGCCAAAAUUGUUCAGUGGGAAAAGAAAUUUCAAGACGCUCGAGCUCGAGAAAGCGUUUUGGAGAAAAAUUUGUUAGAAUGCCGAAAUGAAGAAGCAAGAUUAAAAGCCCAGAUAGCUGAGUUGGAAAGGUCGCUUCACUUGUGCCGUAGUCGUAACUCUAUGAUCGAGCUGAGAGCAAGUUUGAGCAAGAUUGAAGAAUUGAAGGAAAAGAUAGAAGAACUUGAAGACGCAUUGCGAAAUUCUAAAUUACGAGUAGAAUUUCUUGAAAGACGUAAUGAACAGUACCAAGAGCAGUUCCAUCAUCUUCAAAGUCAGAUUAGAGAUAGAGAUUACGUUAUGGGCGAAGCUGUGACUCAAGUGCGGGAAGUGGCUGACCAUCUACAAACCUUAGCGGUUCAGGCUGAUAUACUGAGUUUGAAAUAUGAAUCAGAGUCAAGUCGGGGUCGAGAGUUAGCUUGGCUCCUUAAGAGGGUUAAGGCUUUGAGCAUAAAGGCAAAGCCGUAUAUGUAA
Messenger RNA from Gossypium raimondii (Peruvian cotton), 891 nucleotides. RefSeq lists its product as uncharacterized. The record is from RefSeq and is a predicted model, not a curated record. The coding region runs from base 1 to 891 and encodes 296 amino acids. Lineage: Eukaryota; Viridiplantae; Streptophyta; Magnoliopsida; Malvales; Malvaceae. The transcript has a single exon.